Messenger RNA from Cynoglossus semilaevis (tongue sole), 1522 nucleotides. RefSeq names its product vesicle-associated membrane protein 8. Gene Ontology annotation, biological process: vesicle-mediated transport. The transcript is spliced from 3 exons. The record is from RefSeq and is a predicted model, not a curated record. NCBI's taxonomy places the organism in Eukaryota, Metazoa, Chordata, Actinopteri, Pleuronectiformes, Cynoglossidae. Gene Ontology annotation, cellular component: membrane. The coding region runs from base 393 to 704 and encodes 103 amino acids.
CACGUUGAGAGCACACAGCCGUUUGCUCUGCCAUAUCAGAGCAACACUGACUAGUUUCCUGCCGCCCUGGUGGCUGAUGGUAUGUAAAUCACACAGAUGUAGGAACAACAGGGAAGUGAGAGCCACUCUCUGUGUGUCUACAGCCAGCAGAGCAGAUAAAAACAGUUCACACUCCUCUUUGUACCAACUUUGCUGAAGCCAAUCAGACUUUGAUUGAAGCAACAGGUAGUUAAUGUGUAACAGCGUCAGUGUUAGGUAGCUCACAGCUCCGUGUGUGACGCAGUCACAAGACCAACAGCGGUGAAAACCAGGACUCUUGUGGGGAUUUGGUGUGUUUGUGUAUGAAGCUCAGCUGCAUUUUUUUUUGGUUGUGAGGAACAAAGACCACUGCCAUGACUGACACAGGCUCCCAGUUGCCAACAUCUGACCCGCCCAACAGACUUGACCAUGUGCAAGGUCAGGUUAAUGAGGUUAAAGUCAUUUUGAAAGACAACAUCAAUAAAGUGCUGGACAGAGGGGACCGAUUAGACGAACUGAUUGAGAAGUCGGGCGACCUACAGGCCACGGCCGACUCGUUCCAAAGAACAUCUACACGUGUGGCAAGAAAAUAUUGGUGGAAAAAUGUUAAACUAAUGAUUAUAAUUGGAAUAGUCGUGCUGAUCAUCGUUAUCCUCAUCAUCCUCCUCGCAACUGGGACAAUUUAACUAUUCACCAACCACCGGGGUCUGAAGGCAAUGACAACAGAGGAUAAAAUUCAGUGAUGGAGAAAACUUUGACGCAGCUUUUAAUGAGUCCGCAUUUCAACUUUUAUAUUGUAAGAUCAGAAUAACUGUAAAUGUCAUUUGAAAAUAUUAAUUUUUAUAAAUAAACUGUAUAUAUUAGGGCUGUUAACUGAUUAAUUACAGGGUAGCUGUAGAUUAAUCAUGAUUGAGGUAAAAUAACACUCAACAAAAUACAACAAAAAUGUAUUUUAAAAAAAUCCAGAACAGAAGGACAAAUAGCAGCAGGUGGAUGUAUGUGUUUCACACCUGUUUUUAAUGGUGACUAAACCAAAUGAUGGAACUGUUGAUGGAAAAAUGCACUAUUUCUAAGUCAAUUCCAUUUUACAAAUUAGGGAAUGCAUUCAACAUAUUUAGUAUUUUUACCAGCCCUAGUAUAUACAUAUGUAUUUAUAUAUUUAUACUUACAUACUGUAUGCAUGUAUAAAACAUAUUUGAAUUAAUUUUUUGGGUCAAGAAAGAUUUCCUCAAACACUCCAAACUUCUGAACAUAAAACCAGUGAAUCACAACAACUAUAUGUUAAUUACAUUUAUUUGUUGCAUUUCUUCAUGUCCAAUACGCUGUAUAUAUUCUGUAUGUUUAUGAAUGUAAAAUUCUUGUAACGUGUAAUGUGUGAGUGAUGAGUACAAUCAGCGGAUACAUUAUAACAAUGUUUUUUUUUUUUCACUUCCACAAAACUGAUUAUAUACUCGACCUGUGUGAAAACCCAAUCUCACAAACGUAUAUAAUAAAAUUAAAUUUA